Molecule: messenger RNA, 4135 nt
Organism: Cyprinus carpio (common carp)
Lineage: Eukaryota; Metazoa; Chordata; Actinopteri; Cypriniformes; Cyprinidae
Product: ATM interactor-like
Biological process (GO): regulation of transcription by RNA polymerase II
Cellular component (GO): nucleus
Molecular function (GO): DNA-binding transcription factor activity, RNA polymerase II-specific; transcription cis-regulatory region binding
Source: RefSeq, a predicted model, not a curated record
ACUGUAUGUGGUUAGUUGGUUGCUAUGCGACGUGUCCCGGAAGUAAAUGUCUGCGUCGUGGUGUGUUGAAUUAUGGCUGCUUCAACAGUCAACAGUAAUAGCCGUCACAAAAGGCAAAAAUGCAUCGAGAAGCUGCCUUUACAAGACAGAGAGAUUAUUAAACCCUCCAUAACAGAGCUCACCAAAGAAGUGCGGACCAACAUCCUCUGUACGGUGGAAGGAUGUGGGAAGAUUCUGCCUAACACUCCAGCACUUAACAUGCAUCUGGUCAAGUCCCACCGAAUCAAGGAGGGGCUGGUCAACCCUACAAUUAGAAAGGACAUUAAGGAAUCACAAAAGCUCUACUGUUGCCCAAUAGAAGGCUGCCCAAGAGGACCAAACAGACCCUUUUCUCAGUUUUCACUUGUUAAACAGCACUUUAUGAAGAUGCAUGCAGAAAAGAAGCACAAGUGUUCAAAGUGCAGUAAUGGCUACAGUACUGAGUGGGACCUGCGGAGACAUGUUGAGGAUUGUGGGAGGACAUACAGCUGUACAUGUGGUUGUCCUUAUGCCAGUCGAGCAGCACUGCUGUCUCAUAUCUACAGAACAGGCCACGAGGUUCCCAAAGAGCACAGGUAUCCACCAGUGAAGAAGAGGAAAAUGGAAAUAUUGUCAAGCAGUACAACAAAUUUUAUGCCUGAUGAACUAAUAAAUGAAAUUCCAGAGUGUAAGAAAAAGUUCAGCGAAGGAGCAGUCCCUACCAUAUUCAUCUCUGGAACCUCGGCCACAGCACAACACAACACUAACCACCCCAAACACACCCAGAAGCUCCUUCUCCCAAAGCCUAAAGUGGCCCUGGUCAACGUUCCUAUUAUGCAGUUCACCCACCUGCCUGUUCUUCUACCCUCCACGGAAAGUAGUGCCUUGAGGUCAUUGGUCUUGUCUGUGGAUGCACAAGGGUCUGUAAGCACUGUGCAUAUUUUGUCACCGUCGGUCAGCACAGUGGUGUCUGAUCUGAACAAUAAGACUUACAAAGAGGCCUUUCCUGUACAUACAUCAGGCCAGGAAACAAUUAGCACAGGAGUACAGGUCAAUCUUGAGAGUCAAGCCUCUGUGGGAGAUCCAGUGGAUCUUGGAUCCAGAAACAAAACCACUUCAACAAACAUUCAAACUGACAUAUCAUACCUCAACAAAGGGAUGGAUGCUGGAUCAUUGACUGUUUCCCCCUGCUGUGAGCCUGCUGUGUCCUCUUGCUCUCAGACAGACAUCAGCGUAAGCGCUCAGAUUCAGCUGCCUGUUAAUGUGCAAACCCAGACACUACCCUCACAAAUCAAAGCCACAUUUUCCAUCGGAGCGCAGACAGAUGUUUUCAGUUUCUCUUCCUUUAAUGUGACCCGAGAAACACAAACGAGCUGUUCUGCAGCCCCAGUGGAUGAAAGCCAAAUGGACCAAGCAAUGUGCACAAAUCUUUUCGAUACUGAUACUCUCAGUGUCUCCACUCAGACUGCAGAGGCUGACGCACAUUUCAGAACCAGUGGUUUAGAAGAUCCUCUGACCAGCACUGGAGCUGGGCUUUUUGAGGACAAGACUGCUGCAUCCAUGUGUUUUGGGGCCCAGACUGACAUUUUGCACCAAAACACAGUAGCAGACAACCAGACUCAGACCAUGAUACUUUUCCGCGACCUUGAGAAUAUACUUUCUGACAGCAUGACUGGGGCAGGUUCAAGCUGUUCUUCGGGUUUAGUUGCUACGCAUGAACAGCAUCACACUGGUAUUGACUUUGACUUUGAAGAGUUCCUUAAUGCGACACACAUUCAGACUCAGACAGAAGAAUGUGGUUCAAACAGUCUGAACACAGAGACAACUUUGGAACUCCUAGACAUUGAGACACAGACUGACUUCCUGCUCUUCGACAACAUUGGUAAUGGGCACAACAGUGACGUUGGAACAAGGGUACAACCAAGUGAUCUGGAGCUUGAGAUGUUUGACACUCAGACCCAGACAGACCUUAACUUCUUGCUAGAUACGGGUGGGCACAUGCCCCUUGGCAGUAUCCUCAGACAGUCUAGUUUCAGCAUGAGCACAGAUUCCUCAGACACAGAAACACAGACCGAUGUCAGGCCUGCUCCACUUUCUCUGCCUUGCUCCCAUGAUGGGCAGGUGAGGCUCAGCACUGCUGAAACCCAGACCAUCUCCAGUUCCUUUCAGAGCCUUGGCCACCUCUUCCACACUAGCAACGAGACCCAAACAGCAGUGGAUGACUUCCUUUCAGCAGACUUGGCCUGGAACAUGGAGUCUCACUUUAGCUCGGUGGAAACCCAAACGUGUGAGGAGCUCAUCUCACUAUUUCAACACAAUGAGAAAGCCAAAAGCUAAAUGCUCCAUCAAAGGUGAUUUUGUUGGUUUAGGUCACAUAAUGAAGGAGUCAAUCCUAGUAUCUCCCUCAGCAAGGCUGGCAGAACUUCAAAACAGCUCCUCACAACCAUCUAGAGCGCACUCUGUCGGGUAAUAAUUGUGUAUGUAAUCAUAGAAUUUUUUAUUUUAGACACAAGUCCACAAUAAGGUAUUGCAUAUCUGCCCAAGUCUAAGGAUGUAUAAGUACACCUUUGCAGCACUUUAUCGCCUCCCUAUUAAUGAUCAACAUACAUUGGUAGUCCUUAAAGUAUUUUGUUUGUUGUAGUAGGUCAAGUCAGAGCCUCUUGUGGCAAUGUGUAGUAUGUUCGUACUGAUGUUACUCAGAAAUCAGACAGAAAUGAUAAACAGUCAUUCCACAAAUAAAAUGUAUUAUCUCAUAGGUGUACUUUCUAGUCUGAUAUUGUUUAGAUGUCUUGAGUCUUAAUGCCUUUGUACAUGUUUUUUUUUUUUUUUUUUUUUACUUGGGCUGUUUGUUUGCCUUGUGGUAUAGAAUUUUUUUUUAUAUUUAAUAGUGCAAUGCUCUAGACCCAUCUAAUAGCCACUGUGAGUAUAUUUAGGUCUUGAAUCAUUACAAAAUUCAUGCAAAUAUUUCUUAUGACUGUUAUGUCAUAAUUUAAUAGUUACAUCCUAAAUCAGUUGAAUUUGCAUCUUAUGCAUGUUCCAGACAUCACAUUUCCUUCAAAAGCAGUGCUGAGGAUUUGUUCAUGUUUACUGUGAUUUGCAUUCUGUACUGUGAGUAGAUUCAAAUACGCAAAUCACAAAUGUUUACUGUAAAACAAAACCUUAAAUAUUUCUUUGAAAGCAAGUAUUGAUUUUGAUGGAAUAUGUUUAUCCCUCCUUAUGAUUUUAAGUAACUGUUUACACAUACUGUAUAAACCUUUUGUUGAUGCCUUAAUUUAAGUGUUCGUAUGCUUUUGGCUGAGAUAAUGAAAUCACAGUGCUGCUUAAUGGAUGAGAUUUAGAAUUGAUGUCCUUUUUGUUUUCAUUUUCUUUAUUGGAGUUUUUUUUUGUGCGUAUAUUUAUUGUUUUGGUUCUUAUGAAUGUUUCAUCUCUGUGUGUCAAAAUUCACUACUCAUUUGCCUUAGACACUAAAUAUGAAAGGCAACCAUAGCUUUAUUUUCAUUUAGCAUGUCUCUCUCUCUGUGUGUGUGUGUGUGUGUAUAUAUAUAUAUAUAUAUAUAUAAAUGGGAUAUGCUAUGAAUUAUUGAAUGAAUUAUGAAUUUAUUUUUACUCCUGUACUUUAUGUAUAUAGUGGAAUUUCCACAAGUAGAAUGUAAGUGACACAGUGUCUGUUCCCUUUAUGACGUUACAUUGGCUGCUUCUCAACAUUCUAACCGUAAAAGAGCUUUAGUAUUUUUAUUCCAAACACUAGGAACUCUCGUAUUCAGCCUCUGUUAAUUGAAAUGCUAUUUAGAUAUUGGAAAAAAUACUGCAAGUAAAUACAUGCUAAUUUUGUGUAGGCAAUGAUGAUGUCAUAGUGAAAACUAUUGCUAUAGAAAACUUGAAAGUGUUUCUCUGUAAAGAGUGCAUGCAUAUUUUUGUGCCAAGAAUAACUUUUAUGUUGCAUUUUGUUUUUCACCAUGUCUUAUUUAAUUUAGUAUAGGACAUAAUUUAUAAUUAUAAAAUUAUGAUUAUUUUUGUUCUUUAGAGGCUGGUCAUGUGUAUAAUCUAGCUAUGUUCUGUUGUUUAGAGGCUAUGCUGAUGCACAUGAAACUGGAAAAUAAACUGCAGAAAAGAAAUA